AUGAAGCGCUGCAUGGUGGGAACAGGCAGCGGCCCCGCCACGUGGCCCGACACCCAGCCGGUUGGUGGGGACAUCUUCAUCCUCCUCUGCCAGCUAAUCCCCAGCAGCAGAACACAGUGGGGGUUCCUCCGGAGCCGCUGGACUCUGGUGAUCACGGCAUACGACCAGGUCAGAGCUACGGUUUAUAGAUGUCCAGCGCUCGUAGCCAGGACGACCCUCCAGCUGUUUACGGUCAACCAGCAGACCCUCUCUCAGUGGCACAAGAGGUGGACAGCGGCCCAGGAGAAGAUCAUCCUCACCUCUGGGAUCCAAGCGCUGCAGGCCCCCCGGACGGCAGAGGAGGCCCUUCUUUCUGAGACGUCAAUUGAGGAGGAGGAGCCCCAAGGAGAGGAGCCGCGAGCAGAGGAGCCCCUGCCUGGCCCUGGCACCCUCUUCAAAGAGCUGCGGCCCCCGGAAGAAGAGGAGCCCUUUCCUGCCACCCCCUCUUCCUCUUCCUCUUCCUCCUCCGCCCCCUCCUCCUCCUCCUCCGCCUCAUACACUCCCAAGUCCACAAAUUACAACCGUCUCAGACUGCAGAAGCAGCAGGCGGAGGCAGCUCAGAGGGGGGAGAGUCGGAGACUCAGAGCCCCGUCUCAGAACAAGUGCUCCUCCUGUGGGCUGAGAAAGAUAAAGGAGACGGGGCACAGACUCCUGGUGAAGGCCAGCGGGGAGAGAGUGAGCUACUGCCCUGUUUUGGCCAAAGAGAGGAGCCCUGAGGAGUGGUUGGAGUCCCUCCAAUAAGAAACACUGGACAC
Gymnodraco acuticeps is the source of this 794-nucleotide messenger RNA. Its product is annotated as serine/arginine repetitive matrix protein 2-like. The coding region runs from base 1 to 780 and encodes 259 amino acids. The transcript has 3 exons. The record is from RefSeq and is a predicted model, not a curated record. NCBI's taxonomy places the organism in Eukaryota, Metazoa, Chordata, Actinopteri, Perciformes, Bathydraconidae.